Empidonax traillii (willow flycatcher) is the source of this 3868-nucleotide messenger RNA. RefSeq names its product C2CD2 like (gene C2CD2L). Bases 86 to 2122 code for a protein of 678 amino acids. Gene Ontology annotation, cellular component: cytoplasmic side of apical plasma membrane. The transcript is spliced from 14 exons. The record is from RefSeq and is a predicted model, not a curated record. Gene Ontology annotation, biological process: positive regulation of insulin secretion involved in cellular response to glucose stimulus. NCBI's taxonomy places the organism in Eukaryota, Metazoa, Chordata, Aves, Passeriformes, Tyrannidae. Gene Ontology annotation, molecular function: phosphatidylinositol transfer activity; phosphatidylinositol binding.
GCGCCCGGAGCCGUGAGUGGGGCGGCGCCGCCUCUCCUCCGCUCACGCCGGGCUGCUCGCCAGCCAUGCCCUGACCUCCCGCGCCAUGGGGCCGGACUUGGGCUGGGCCGCGCUGGUGCUGCUCUUCGCCGCCUCGCUGCUCACCGUGGCCGCCUGGCUGCUGCAGUACUGGCGGUCCGCGGCCCUGCGUGUGCCGCGGCGGCGCGGGGCGGCGGCGGAGGAGGCCGGGGCCCGGGCGCUGCUCGUCGCGCUGCUCGCCCUUCGGUCCCUGCGGGAGCAGUGGCAGCGGGCCUGGGUGCGAGCCCUCAACAGCCAGGCACGCCGGCACGGGAGUUCAGUGCAGAUCACAUUUGAAGAGGGUCCUCAGUUACCACCAACCGCAAAUAUAAGUUGUGUGACGUGCAAGGGCCAGUUAGACCACAGCAUGGUGCUGUGCUGCCAUCUGUCAGCUGAAGCUGUGAAAUUCCCUGUCUCUGUUACUCAGCAGUCCCCAGUUGCUGUUUCUGUGGACACCUAUCAUGUCACUUUGGCUGUGAUGCAGGCUCAGGUGGAGAUCCACUUGGAGGAGAGAGAGAAUGAGGGUCUCCUGGUGUCAUGGACAUUCAAGGACAAACCAGACUUGGACCUUUUGGUUCUUCCAAGACUUCAGCUUCCUGAGAAGGAUGAAGGGAGAGUGGAUCUGUCCACGAUAAGGGAUCUGAUCGAGGAUACCAUUGUCAGCACACAACCAGCCAUGACCGUGAACCUGAUGGCUUGCACCGCUGGAGCCAGUGCGGUACCCAGCAAUAAGUUGACUCGAGAGUCCCCGUCCGGAGUAGCAGCAGCCCCUCUGGGUUCUAAGCUGUUGCUCCGGAAUCUUCGAGUGCUGAACUUGGGCUGCCAGGGGAAGGGAGGAGUUGGGGAGAUAUGCUGUGUAGCAGAGCUAGACAGCCCCCCGCAGCAGAAGUGGACAAGGCCGAUGACAGCUGGCAGUGCCAGUGCUGCAGGAGAGAUGGAGUGGAACGAGGAGCUCUUUCUGGAGUUGGGGCCUAAAAGCAAAGAGCUGAAACUACAGGUGCUGGGGAAUAGCAACGGAGUGGGAAAUGUGCUGCUGGCAUAUGCCACACUUUUGAUUGAUUCUUUGGGCAAACGACCAUCUGGAAGACACGUCUGCUCACUGGCCCCAGGAGCUGGGCAGUCACUGACAGCUGAAGCUACCAUUACACUGGAGCUGCUAUUCCAGGAGUCUCCCACCUCUUUGAAUGCUCAGCACACUGCGUCUCUGCGAACCAGCAUCACCCCUACUAAGAAGGUGGAGAUGGACCGGACCAUCAUGCCCGAUGGCACCAUUGUGACUACUGUCACCACGAUUCAGUCCCGGCCCAAGGCAGACUGCAAACUGGAUUCACCAUCGAGGUCGCCUUCUAAGGUGGAAGUGACUGAAAAGAAGACAACUGUGCUUUUGGAGACUGGCUGUCCUCCUGGCCCCUUGCCCAGCAAUAGCCGGGAUGGCCAUAUGCCCAAUGGUUUGGAUCCAGUGGCCGAGACGGCGAUCAGGCAGCUAACUGAGACAAAUAACAAGACUACCAAGAAGACACCAACAAAACGUAGCACACUGAUCAUCUCAGGAGUUUCCAAGGUACCUAUUGCUCAAGAUGAAAUGGCACUUUCUCUGGGUUAUGCUGCAUCCCUGGAAGCCACAGCAUUUGGAGACUCUGCAGCAGAGGGCACAGCUGACCAGAUGCAUGAUUAUACCGAAUCGUCACAGCCGCUGGAAGCGUCACUGUUGGGACAACGGGCCAGUCAGGAGCUGGAUGAGACAACGCGAUCAGACAUCUCUGAAAGACCAUCAGUGGAAGAUGUUGAGUCUGAAACUGGCUCCACAGGAGCCCUUGAGACCAGGAGCUUGAAAGAUCACAAAGUUGGCUUUCUUCGGAGUGGUACCAAGCUCAUCUUCCGGAGAAGGAGCAAGCAGAAGGAAGUGGGCCUGAGCCAGUCACAUGACGACUUGUCUAAUGUAACUGCCAACUCUGUCACCAGGAAGAAAGCUGGUAGCUUUUCUCAUCGCCUCAUCAAGCGCUUCUCCUUCAGGUCUAAAUCCAAACCCAAAGGUAGUGACAGCACAUCAGCUGUAGAGAACUGAAGGAGGAAGAAACCCAUUGGAAAGAUUUCUCAGAGAUCGUUUUAUAGUCUCUUGUCUUCCCACUCCAUGGUAUCUGUGACCUGCAGUCCAGUUCUUUCCAACCUUGGCUGAGGGAAGACACCUCAGUGCUUUACACCAUCUGGGGAGUGGAGGUGGCAAACCUGGGACUUAGGCUGCUUGUCUGCCUUGGCUUAGCCUUCUCUGAUUGUUGUACCCCACUGUGCUCUCCCAGAAAAUCCAGGUGUCAUGCUAAUCCCCCUGGGGGUCCCAGGAGCUGCAGAAGUGACUGCACCUGUAUAGCCAUCUGGCAUCAUGGUGCCUCUUGGAAAUGGGAGGCAGGUCUCUCAAGUGGCAACCUUCAGAGCUGCAGAUCAAGAAACUACUGGGUGAGCUACAUGACUGAGAAGUGUGGGAUGUAGCCUCGCUCAGCUCUUUUAGCGAGAGAGAAUGAUGCAGUUGAUGAUGAUCUAAACGCUCUUAUUGCUUGUCCUUGGUGCAGAGGCUGUAACCUGAGGUGUGCUGGGGGCCAUGCAUUCCUGGGCUGUGAGCUGGCAGGAGAACAAGCUGCGGUUCUCCAUGUGGGAACUGUCCUUGGAACAACCAGUUUGGACAGCACUGAGAGACCCCUGCUUUCUGUGCUAUGCUGGUGAAGGAAGGAGUCUCUAAGAAGAAGGAAGUUUAAACCACUGCACAAGUUCUUUGGCCCUUGCAAGAAUGCCUGGUCAGUGCCGUCAGUUCUGCCACCCUGUGCAUUCACCCUGUGAUGCAGCCCUCCUUCCACAGCCCUGUUGUUGAACGGCGAAGGGGCCGUGCUGCAUGUAUGCACCAGCUGUCCCAUGAGCAGAUCCCUUACCCUUGGGGGUGGUUGGGGAUGCUGCCGAAGGGGUGCCAGCCUGUCUUCUGGACCUGUGGAGGGCCCAGCCUCGUGCACUCUCGUGGUUUUCAUGCCGAGGACUGGCACCAUGCUUGGAAUGGAUGGCAAGGAACAUGGCAAGGAAUGUGGUGAAAGGGCAGUCUAAUGGGGAGCCUGAAAACACAUAGUAAAAAGAGACAAGAGUUUACGUUUUCACUGAUGAAAGAGUUUCCUGUAACAGAAGGAACCUUUCUUGAUUUCCUUUCUUCUAGCAAACCUAAUCCACUGCUUUCAAACAGAGGGGGCAUUUCUGCAGUGGUGUUUGCAGAGAGAGGGGCAUGCAGGGGAAAAUCGACUCCUUUUGUGGGAGAAGACUGCCCUUCUAGAUGAGCGGUUGACUGGUCUCCUGACCCGUGCACAUUGUGAAUAUAAUGUCCCCAGAGGCUCCCUUUGAAGAGCAUAACAAUGCUCUUUGGAGAAACACCCAUGCCACUGUCAGCAUGCCUAGUUUCAGUGGAAGCUCCUGUUCUCCUGUGGCUUAUAAGGUUAAGGAAGUGGAACAGAGGGGUGGAAACGACUCACGGAAGAACUGUUGCCUAGACCUGACUCCAUUCGCCAGCUCUGCUCCCCUGUUUCAGUACCUCCUGAGGUGAUGGCUAUUGCCCUGCCUAAGGCAGGAUGCUACCAACUGAAAAAACAGUUCUCUUGAUGGCGUGCAUAAAAUGGGUUGUCUUCUUUGGAAGAACAAAUCCUUACUUAUACUGCUGCUGUGUGCCAUUUCCAAAGACUGGAACGUCUCUGGAUAUUGCACUGCAAAAGAAUUUACAGGCGGGAGCCUCAGGGUAUCUCUUGAGUAUUUGUGCCGAUAGGGAAGGCCAGAGUCACCUAGGGAC